AUGAGCAACGAUAGAGAAAACAAAUUACAAGAAUUGAGGCAGCGUAUGCAAAAGUCAUCAACAGAUAACAGAGCUGCUGUACACGAUGAGCAUAAUACUUCAAAAAAUCAAGUAAGAGUGGCUCACAAGUUGGAAAAGAAGGAGAAGCUUGCAGAUGCUAUUCAGGAGAAGAAGAGAGUCGUUGAGGAAGGUGAGGAUGUUGAAAGAUCCAAGAAUAUGGAUUAUUCCAUUGAGGAUAAUGAAAAUUGGGAGAAGAAACUCAAGCAGAAAGCAAGGAAUGCGAGGUUUGAAUUUGAUGACGCUGAACAAGUCAGCCAGCGCCGUUAUAAGAAGGAUCUUGCAUACAUUAAACCAAAUAUGGCAACCUACAAUAAACAGAAAGAGCAGGCACUUGGUUUGCCACCUGGUACAAUCACAGAUGAUUCAUCUAAUGCAGAUAAAUCAUCAACCGUGGAUCUUUAUAGAGAGGCUGAUAGCCUGAUAUAUGCUGAUCACAAGCCAACAGAUGAAGAUUUGGAUAAAUUGACAAACAAAGUCAAUGACGACAUUCAUCGUCGUAAGAACUUUUCAAGAAAGAGACCAGAGAAGGAGGAAGACAAGACUUAUAUCAAUGAUCGUAAUAAGGUUUUCAAUAACAAGAUCAACAGGUACUUUAAUCAGUAUACAAAGGAAAUACGCGAGUCAUUCGAAAGGGGUACUGCUUUGUAA
Wallemia ichthyophaga EXF-994 is the source of this 708-nucleotide messenger RNA. Its product is annotated as Pre-mRNA-splicing factor syf2. Bases 1 to 708 code for a protein of 235 amino acids. The transcript is spliced from 4 exons. The record is from RefSeq and is a predicted model, not a curated record. NCBI's taxonomy places the organism in Eukaryota, Fungi, Basidiomycota, Wallemiomycetes, Wallemiales, Wallemiaceae. Gene Ontology annotation, cellular component: Prp19 complex; catalytic step 2 spliceosome; post-mRNA release spliceosomal complex.